ACAAAAAAGAGACCUAGACGCGGCGGCGCCCCAAUCGAGCUCCCACUGCCAAAUGCGCCCCCCAAAUCCCUCGACAAAAUCCCCAAUCCUCAUGGCGCCGAGCCUGCCUCCGCCGCGACGCCGCCGCCGCCGGACGCCGUCGCCGGUAGACAACGCCAUGCGCGAGAUCUUCCUGCGCCUACGACCUCGUCAUCAUGGGUGAAUACUUCGUUUUCUCCGACCUCGUCACCCACGAGGACUGGGAGAUUCACGUUGACCCCAAGUGCCACGGCAUCAUGCGGUGGGAGGACGACGGCCCCGAGGAUGUGUCCGAGGGCAUACGCUGUAAUGCGGCAGUGCUCUGUGACAAGGACCUAUGUGACCACCUCGACUGCCACGGCGGUCCUUUCCUCGUCGCCUUGGUGGGCUCCGACGAUGCAGAAGGGUCAAUGGCCUUGGCUACCGUCUACUCUUCAAAGACUCGUGAGUGGAGCGACGUGAUCUCUGUUGAUGUUGAUGAACCGGAUUUAAUCUAUGACAAGGCGCACAGUGCGGUUGUGGGAAAUAAGGUCUAUGUCCCCUGUGUGGAGAGUAGCUGUGUCUUGGAGUACGACAUUGGUGAGCAAGAACUAUCAGUGAUCAGUGUGCCAUAUGAGGACCAGGACGAGAGCCAGCGUUACGUCGACCUCAUGGGGGUGGAGGACGGCAUGCUGCUGUUUGCGUCUGUGAUGAAGCCUAGACUCUAUCUAUGGUCAAUGGAGGCUGGUCCCAACGGAGCUGCAGGAUGGGCGCGACGCAGGUUCAUUGAGCUUGAACCGUUGCUCCCUCGUUCUAUCCUCCUGGACAAUUCCACCGUGUCAGCGGUUGGUUUUGCGGAAGGUGUCAGUGUCAUCUUCGUGAGUACACAAUCUGGGUUGUACACAAUUGAGCUCAGCUCAGGACGAUGUGACAAGGUAAAUGUAGAGGAACACGUUCAAAAGGCCAUGCCCUACAUGAGCUUCUACAUUGGAGGUACAGACUAG
This is a messenger RNA of Triticum aestivum (bread wheat), 1001 nucleotides long. RefSeq lists its product as uncharacterized. The record is from RefSeq and is a predicted model, not a curated record. The transcript has a single exon. Lineage: Eukaryota; Viridiplantae; Streptophyta; Magnoliopsida; Poales; Poaceae. The coding region runs from base 195 to 1001 and encodes 268 amino acids.